GCCGCGAGCGCGCUCUGCGCUAGGACUGGGAUCAGAGCCGGGAGCCGGGCCGGCGCGCGGAGGCCCGGCGAGCGCCGCGGCGCAGAUAUGCCACACUGCUGCCUGCCUUUGGCAACCCUCCUGGACUAGGCUGCUUUUGUUAAUCACAUGGAUGUUGUGUCCUUGGGUGAGAAUAGGAGGAAGUGAAAAAGGAGAAGAAGAGAAAAUUAAGAAGGGUAUAUGAGUGUUGGACUUCCCCACACCUGGGGUCAGAAUGCUGCUCUUCUGCCAUGCCCUCACUGUAGCUGUGGUCCAGACCUUUAUCUUCUCCGAAAACCGGGUGUUUGCCAAGAACAUCAACUUCUAUAACGUGCGGCCUCCUCUUGAUCCUACACCAUUUCCAAACAGCUUCAAGUGUUUUACCUGUGAAAAUGCAGGGGAUAAUUAUAACUGCAAUCGAUGGGCAGAAGAUAAAUGGUGCCCGCAAAAUACACAGUACUGUUUAACGGUACAUCACUUUACCAGUCAUGGAAGAAGUACAUCCAUCACCAAAAAGUGUGCCUCCAGAAGUGAAUGUCAUUUUGUUGGCUGCCACCACAGCCGAGAUUCUGAACACACGGAGUGUAGGUCUUGCUGUGAGGGGAUGAUCUGCAAUGUUGAGCUACCCACCAACCACACGAAUGCGGUCUUCGCUGUGAUGCACGCUCAGAGGACGUCUGGCAGCGGUGCCCCUGUGCUCUACCUACCGGUGCUGGCCUGGGCCUUCGUGCUGCCGUUGAUAUAAGGCCACCUUCCCGGGAGAGGCAGAGACCAGUCCUCUGAACACAAGCUAACCACUGUAAAAUGAAAAGAUUGGUCUUCCAAGUUCGCCAAGAUUGAAGGAUGCGCUUUGGACCUCACAGCAGAAGCCAGUUGUUUGCUUAGCUCAGAUGCUCCUGCAGGAGGCCAUAAGGAAGGGGACUUGGCAGGGACUGAGUGGUUAUGUAGCUGUUAGGUUUCUUGAUCAAAAGGGCUGCAUUUUGUCUCUUCUGCAAGGAGGGUCCUGCCGGCAUCUACCACAGGCAGGCUCGGUAGCCUGUGUUGUCCCCGCCAGACCAGACCUUUAGGGGAAAGGACUCCUUGACCUGAUUGACUCCUUCAGGGGCUGCUGGAACAGACCCUCUCGAUUCUGUGAUUGGCUCAGAGUAUUUCUGUGAAAUCUAAUCCUUCCCCGAAGAGAAAGCAGUUUCCCCACUGACGGUGUAGUAACGAGAAAGCCCACUAUAGGAAGAAAACUUCCAGUUGAACUAAUAUGAAACCUAUUUGCUAAUUGUGGGGGGAAAUAAAGCUUUUAAAUUAUAAGUGUAGAAUGCAUGCUUAUCUGUUUCUUGGCUGACGUGGAGACCUCAGAUGAAACAUAUUAAGGAGUGUCAUAAAGGAGGCCAAUUGAAGUUGAUCGUGCACCACAGGUGCUAUAUUCUGGCUUAAAGUAUACAGGUCUAUGCCAAGGUGACUUAAUUUUUUCUUUUGAGGAAAGAACCCUUCUAAGGAUGCCAAAUGCAAAAUUAGUGAACUGAGAAGGUGAGGAAACCUCCCUGAGCAAGGAGGAUGAUACCUUAUCACGUGAUAGAUCCUCAGAAGUAGCAGUGUAGGGACUUCCUUGGUGGUCCAGUGGUCAAGACUCUGGGCUCCACUGCAGGGGGCAUGGGUUCCACCUCUGGUUAGGGGACUAAAAUCCUACAUGCUGAGCAGCAUGGCUAAAAAUUAAAAAAAGAAAAAAGCAACUUAAAGACAGAGAACCUGGCGACAGUGUCCCUCUCCCAGUCAACCUGUCUCAAUGGGAGGGCCAUCAAGAGAAACUUUCUAAAUCCAUGCUAAAAUGUCUGGUCCCUUUGUCUUCUCUUUCAUUCUUAUAACACAGUCCUAGACUUUCAAAGGAGCAACUUCUGUUUCUAGAAUCCUAAUUUCUCGCCUUUACACUUUGGAGUGACCUUUAAACACUCUGCCUUUCUAUGUAUAGUGAGACGUUAGUGGAGUGUUUGUUGUUUUGUUUUUCAGUAGAACAUCUACCAUUAGAAUGCUGAGUGCUCCAUAGAAUCCUAAUGAUGGCGUCUUUGCCACACUGGUUCAAUCAAUGGAUCAAAUACAUCCCGCCACUCUUAGUCUGCCCAACUGUUCUAACAAAUAUUCUGUUGCCCACAAAUAUGCUGUUGCCCUGGUGGCUUCAACUCAAACAUGUAAUCCUCACAGUUCUGGAGGCUGGGAGAUCAAGAUCAAGGUGCCAGCAGACCUACUGUCUAGUGAACCCUCUUCCAGAUUUGCAGACUGGUCUUUUCAUAUAUGCUCAGGGCAAAGGGCGAAGAGUGAGCAUAAGGAUACUAAUCGCAUUUAUGAGGACUCCACCUGCAUGACCUAGCAUCCCCCAGAGGCCCUACACCCAAAUACCAUCACAUUGGGGCUUUAGGCUUCAACACGUGAAUUUGGGCUUCUCUGAUGGCUCAGACAGUAAAGAAUCUGCCUGCAACGCAGAGACCUGGCUUCAAUCCCUAGGUCAGGAAGGUGCCCUGGAGAAGGGAAUGGGAACCCACUGCAGUAUUCUUGCCUGGAGAAUUUCAUGGACAGAGGAGCCUGGCGGGCUACAGUCCAUGGGAUUGCAGAGUCAAACACGACUACCACCACCAUGUGAAUUUGGGGGAGACACAAGUAUUCAGUCUGUAGCAACCCCCUAUUUUUGUGAACAAUUUUUUAGGAACACAGCCAUGCCUAUUCACUUAUCUGUUGUCUACAGGCUUCCUUCUUGCUACAACACCAAGGAUGAGUAGAGGCAGCUGAGAGUACAUGGUCUGUGAAGUCUAGAAGGCCUGCUAGUUUGCCCUUUACAGAAACAGUGUGCUGACCCCUAACCUCUGAAAUGGCAGAAGUACAUCAGGAAAAAGCUGCUUGCUUUGCACGGGCUGUGGUGCUCAUGGUGGUGACUUGGCGUCUGCAGUGGUUUACCAGAUCAGUUUCCUUACACACAUCCAUGAAUUUUUCUUCUUCAUUUUGUCUGUCUGUCCUAUUCCUCUGAUUCAACUUCUUAGUGGUUAUGUGCUAUUGUCAGGUGCCGAGCUGUAUAUGUUUCUUCUCGACCUUGAUGCACUGGGAUUGUCUCAUCUUAAAGCUCUCUACCUUCCAAUAAAAUAGGGAGGAGGCAGAUGUCAUUACCUCCCUGUCUCUGACCGAACCAGAGACUCACCUGGAAGCAGCAGUUUUGAAGUCUGAUGUAGAUUUAUCUUGCCUUUCACUCAGCACCUUGAGGUAUUUGAAUUUUCAUAGCUAUGCUUGUUUGAAAUUAAUUAUAUAUGACUUCAGUUGGAACAUUUUAAGAGCAUCUUUGGUGGAUGUCUUUUUAUUCCCUGGGGUUUCUUUUGUCUGUGAAGUUGAUGAAUUGUCUGGUAAAAAACCCUUAGCAGACAGUACUUCUUUUUCUUUCUUCUGUCUAGAUUAAUGAAUUUUCCUGUGUGUUUUUUUAAUUUUCUUUCCCAAGGAAACAUCUUAAUUUUCUCUUCUUCACCCCACAUAUGUUUUCAUAGCUUGCCCUCCUAACCACCACUCCUCUAAGCAUUGAAAAUAGAGUUAUCCUGAGCCAGAGAGAACACACAGUGGGAACAAACUGCAAAGACAGCCAAGUGAGUAGGGGUGCCAGAUUUACAAAUAAAAGCAUGGGAUGUCCCAUUUAAUUGGAAUUUCAGAUAAUUUUUUAGUGUAAGUUGUUCAUGAACUCAUAAGUCUGGCUCAUCUGAGGCAAUGUUUUCAAGUCCUUGUAAUCAGAAUUUUCUGGCCAACUUCAAAAUAAGACAAAUUCUAAGGGCCUCCUGGAGAUGUUGACUCAGGAGAUGGGAUGGAGCCCAUGCCUAAUCCCAAUAAUUAGAUGUUAAAGAAGCAGCUCCCAGUUGACUGUGAUGCCAGGUGUGUUACCCUUGAUCUGAGAAGUUUACUCCUUCUUCAGAAGCCCAGUCCUUGGUCACAUAAUAAGUGCUGAUGAAUAAUAAAGAUGCUCACAAGUAACCUGGGUUGGAGUUGUGGUCUCUCUCAGUGUGGUCUCUGGACCAGCAGCAUAGGCAUCACCUGGGAAUUUGUUAGAAACUCAAAUACUCAGCCUCCAUUCUAGACCCGCUGAAUCAGAAACUCUAAGGGGUCACUUCUGGGUUUUAAUAAGGUUUCUAGGUGCUUCUGAUGCACACACUAGUUCAAGAACCACUGGACCAGAGAAGUGCUUCCUAAAUGUCUUUGUAAAUGAGUCCUUGGUGGGGGCACGAAAAUUACUCAGGGAGUUUAUAUUUAAAGAAGAAAACUGGACUCACAGGCCCCAAAUCCAGAAAAUCAGAUUCUUUCUGUUAGAGUUGAAUCAGAAAAUCGGUAUUUUUAGUAAACUCCUCACGUGAUCCUGACACAUAGCCACUUUUGGAGCCACUAAACUAGAGAAUAAGAGAUGGGGGUGAUGUUAGUGCACAGAAGCCCAAAACCUUUAACACUUGACCUUGAAAUCCCUAUGCAUUAUAAAUGGACUCUAUGUGGUGUCUCCAAUGCAACUGUUUUAAAACUAGAAUCCAAUAAUCUAAUCAGAGUCCAUUUGCAUGGAUAUUUUUAGUCCAUUACAUAGUGACCUAGAAUGGCCAAGUGAUCCAGACCUCAGAUUAAUUUCAUUUGCCCCCUAAUGAGCAAGAAGAUGAAAAGUACCUUGUCAAAAUGUCCCGUGAGGACUGGGGUAGUGGAGGCAGGAAAGGAGAAUAUGUAGAUUUGUUCUUAUAAAAAAGACAAGGGGAUUAGCUAUGAAUACAAGGAAAGUGUGAGGGGAUGACCUGUCAAAGUUCCAUUUUGAAUACAACUACAUUCUAGAAUAAAUCUUGAAUUCCUGUCCAUCAUUCACUUUCUGAAAAUUUAAAAAAAAAAAAAAAGUGGUAAAGAACACAUAUUUUCCCUGCUGUGUCUAAACUCUCUAAAUCCAAAACCUGACUGAGGUUAGCAGCCAGAAAUUACUGACAUUGUCUUCUGUACAGUCUGCAUUCUGCUGUGUCACGCGCUGUGUAAAACACAUCUCAUAAGACAAGAGAAAGAGGUGGGUUGGUUUCUUUUUCUCACUGGGAGAGGACUUAAAAGCUGUGCAAAGCAUGAAAUGAGCAGCAUGAACCAGCAUGGACUUGGAAAGUGAGGUGUGGUGUGGAAUUGGGAAAUGUUUCACAAUUGAGAAAUUACCCUUAUGCACAAUUCUUGUGGUGUGUCAAUUGCCAUCUUAUAAAAUUCUGCUCUGACCUUUGAA
Dama dama (fallow deer) is the source of this 5257-nucleotide messenger RNA. RefSeq names its product LY6/PLAUR domain containing 6B (gene LYPD6B). The transcript is spliced from 7 exons. The record is from RefSeq and is a predicted model, not a curated record. Bases 254 to 763 code for a protein of 169 amino acids. Gene Ontology annotation, molecular function: acetylcholine receptor regulator activity. NCBI's taxonomy places the organism in Eukaryota, Metazoa, Chordata, Mammalia, Artiodactyla, Cervidae.